Molecule: messenger RNA, 984 nt
Organism: Aspergillus pseudotamarii
Lineage: Eukaryota; Fungi; Ascomycota; Eurotiomycetes; Eurotiales; Aspergillaceae
Product: cytochrome P450
Exons: 8
Coding region: 1-984 (327 amino acids)
Molecular function (GO): iron ion binding; monooxygenase activity; heme binding
Source: RefSeq, a predicted model, not a curated record
AUGCCCUUCUGCACCUGGACAGCUGUUGGUUCAGCAAUCGGAUCUCUGAUAGCAAUUGCCCUCAUUUCCCAAAUCUACACUUUCCAGGUCGCCACAAAGAUCAGUCGCAGAAAUGGCUUACCUCGAAUAUCGUCUCGAGAUGUGUUUGGAAUCGGCUUGCUCGGUACAAUAGCGCAGCAGAUGAAAAUCGAUAGAGUGUUUGAAUGGGCGAGUGACAUGUUGAACGUCCCCGGCCGCACUGUCGACAUGACCCUUUUUCGCCUGCGAUUUAUCUGGACUGAUGCUCCUGAAAACACACACGCUCUUCUAUCAUCUCAAUUUUCGGAUUAUGGCAAAGGUGACUUUGUGCACAAGUUGCUAGGAAAUCUGGGGGAAGGCUUGCUUGUGACUGUGGAUGGAGCGGAGUGGAGGGCGAAAAGAAAAGAACUCCGACCACAUCUCUCGACUCUAUCCGAAAAUGACCGCGAAAUCACGGAGCUUCACUUGCGUCCACUCCUGGAACGGCUCUCGCAGAGCCAGACCCCUAUUGACAUAUUUGAUGUGAUUGAUAAACUGCAACUGGAUAUCGCGAUUCACCGAUUCGUAGGCCAGUUGACCGAUGCUGAUGAGGCAGGCUACCAGCGUUUUCGAAAGGCGAAACGAACCCUGGCCGCUGCUGGGACGAUCCGACCAUUCAUCGGGCCGCUGGGGUUUCUUGUCAAGCCCAUAGAGCGAACAGCGAGGCGCGAUCUCGACAUAUACGUGCAAAAGCUACUCCGGGCGGCGGACCACUCUAUCUUCGCCAAGAGUGAGGCGGAAAUCGAGCACCGCAGGGAGCUGUUGCUGAAUCUGAUUCUCGCCGGAAAGGAUCCCACGGUCAUCACCAUUACAUGGGCUAUCUACGAACUUUCACGCAACCCGGACGUAUUGAAAAAAUUAAGAUUGGAAAUUGCAGACAUGUUUGCCAUUCCUCCUCCGAUCACCCUUUAUUGCUUCACUCCCUAG